UGCAUGCGUACAAGUCUGAAUACGCCUCUCCACUGCAUGACUUCAACACCCCAACGAGUCGCAUUCCAGCAUGGGCAAACCGUGCGUUUCAGCCCGCGUGGGUCAAAUGGGAUAAAGGAGGAGAAGAAGAAGAAGAAGGAGACGUGAAAUACAAAAACAAGAAGAGGAAGAGGCUGAAUGAAACGGGAGACAACAGUGACCCGUCUUAUGAGGCCGUCAUGAGGCCUCAGCUUUGCUGCUUGUUCCUUCUGUUGGUCGACUGUCAAGAGCGGAUCACAGGCGACUUGAGCUUCAUCAGCCCGUAUAUAAAACACUAUGAGGGGCUGUCAUACGACAGGCAGGACCUCCACAGGAAGCACCUUCUAGCCCGCAGAGAUGCAGAAACUCAGCGACAAGUGCUAGACCUUGACUUCACUGCUUUUCACAGAACUUUCCGACUACGCCUGAGACGAGAUGCCGGGACGUUCUCCGGUGAUUUCAAGGUGGUCAGUGAGGAUGGAGCCACAGCCGCGGACCUCUCACACUUAUAUUCAGGGACAUUGGAGGGUGAACACGACUCUGCCUGUCACGGGUCUGUGUUAGAGGGUCAGUUUGAAGGAAGCAUCCACACAGGCAACGUCACUUAUCACAUAGAAGCCGCUCACAGAUACAAUGUCACCGACCACCACUCCAUCAUCUAUCGUGAGGAUGACAUGGUUUUACCAACUAGAGGACCUGGACCAGAUUCUGGAUUUUGUGGUACAGAACAUCUAAAUGUGGUUGCACAAAACCUGAAACCUGUUUAUCAGGAGGCGGCAGCGAACCGUAUGAGGAGAACGCCGGACGAAGCCAAAACUAGCUGCCUGCUGCACCUCACCGCUGACCACCGCUACUUCAACAAGUUUAAGUCUGUGGAGGCUGUUGUGGCUCAGGUUGCCUCCUACAUGAGAGCGGUCAAUGACAUAUAUGACAAAGUGGAAUUUGAUGGCAUCAAGCUGAUCAACUUUAAAGUCAAAUCCCUCACUGUAAUGACAGAGGAGAACAAAACGGAUCCUCUGAAUCCUCUCUACAUUGGCCCAGAGAAGCUAUUGAGUCUUUACUCAGACAAGAACUGGGGCAACUUCUGCCUGUCGUACCUGCUAACCAACCGAGACUACAGCGGAGUGCUGGGACUCGCCUGGGAGGGCAAGGCCGGUAACUGGGGAGGUAUCUGUUCGCAGUACACUACCCUUCGCAAUGGCCGCCCUUCCACCCUGAACACAGGUUUGGUCACGAUUCAGAACUACGGACAGUUCCUGCCUCCUCGACACGUCCAGUUGACCCUCGCUCACGAACUCGGACACAGUCUUGGAUCUCCGCACGAUGAAGGCACUAAUUGCGGCGACCUGGGUUCCUCCGGUGGAAAGGGUCGAUACCUGAUGUUUCCUCAGGCCACAGAUGAUGUGCGUGAAAACAACGACAAACUGUCCCCCUGCAGCAUUAAACACAUCAGUGAGCUGCUGCGCCUCAAGAAGGACGAUUGCUUCGUGGUCAGUGAUCAGCCCAUAUGCGGUAACCAGAUAGUGGAGGAAGGCGAGGAGUGCGAUGUGGGACACAAUGACACAGACCUCUGCUGCUACAGCGCGAAAGAGCGAGUAGGGGUGCAGUGUCGCCUCAAGCCUGGCAAAAUAUGCAGUCCCAGUCAGGGCAUUUGCUGCAGUCAGGAGUGCAGUUUUAAGUCAGAGGCCCAAGCUUGUGACGAAGAGACGGACUGUCAGAUGGCCAGCAUUUGUUCGGGUCUUUCACCUGUGUGCCCUGAUCCGAGGCCAAAAGAAAACCUCAGCCUCUGCAGUCAAGGGACUCGUGUCUGCCUGAAUGGGGUCUGUGCCGAGUCUGUGUGUGUGAAACACCUGCUGGAGCAGUGUGACUGUCCGGGUGAUUCCAAGAAGCAGAAAUGCCACCUGUGCUGCCAGCAGCCCGGUGAGCCCGAGACAUGUGCUAGCACCACCUCCUCCGUGUUGGUCCGUCACUUCCAGAGAAAGGCUUUGCCCCUGGUGGGCGGUGCGCCAUGCAUGGCUAAUCAAGGCUACUGCGACAAAUUCCAGGUUUGCCGCCUGCUGGAUGCAGACGGCCCCAUCGCCAGGUUGAAGAACUCCUUUCUCAACCUUGAUGAAUUUGAAGACAUGGGAGAGUGGAUGAAGGCUCACUGGUGGGCCAUCUUGUUGGCUAUCCUGAUACUGUCUGCAAUAAUGGGCUGCACUGUCUGCCUAUGUGGCCAAACACUGGAUACCAGAAACCUGGAGUGACUCACCCUGAAGAUAGAUCAAAUACAUUUAAUUUGUCUGGGAUGGAUUUCGUGUCCCAUUUCCAUUAACUUCCUUGGAGAGACAGAUUUGGUUACAAUACUCAAUACAGAUGAAAUAAAUUAAAAAGGCAUCAGACGAAUUAACAACUGAUAGUUAGAUAUAUAUUUUUUUAUAUAUUAAACACCACCUGCUUGCCCUUCAGGGGGCUUAAUGCAACCGUAGCGAUUUUACUAGCAUCUCCAAACACAUAUUUAUAUACGAAUGCCCUUAUACAGAAAUGAAUUUGUCAUGUUCUGCAACUCAAACAAAAAUCAUCAAACUCAAUAAUUACCAUCAAACACUUGCAACCUUCUUGACCUGAAGGAAAGGAAUACAGUAAAAGGAUAAUGCAAGGAGACGACUGAGUCCGUCAGUGGAGCUAACCCAAAGAAAUCAUUAACAGAUACGUUUAUCAAAACUUAGAAGGCUAUCACUGAUAACCGAAAGACAUUAGAAUGUCACUACAUUUAAAAUACUGCAACCAUCGGGGGCCAUUUUAAAACAAUUGAAUCUCCCCUAUAAUUAUUCAGGUCAUCCAUGAUCUGUUUGUUGUUCCAUGUUGUGGCUAUACAUGACGUGUUUUCGUCCAAUAAAAUGCCUGCUCAUGUUACGAAAUGUGUCAUGGAAAAAGUCCCGGUUGUUCCCAGCUGCAGCCAAGCGCGACAACAAGGGUCCAUGUGGACCCAACAAACGCGGGAGGUAUUUCCCUCCAUUCUGUCACCAUGUCCUUGUCUUUGAACCCGAGUGCAAAUGCAUGAUCUGAUUGGAGUCCAGGUUUCCAUUACAUUGGUGUUCUACUGGUUCACCACAUUGUGACGCACGGCAAACUAAAAAUGAAUGUACUGUCCUUGAAAAUGUACAUUUACAAUGACAUUCCCUGUAAAUUCUGAGCUUUGUAUAUGUUGUACAUAAUUGCUGGAAACGUCUGAAUGAUGAGAACCAUGUACAGGUAAUGUAAUACUGAAUUGCGGAGAUAGCAUUUAGCGAGUUCUCACCAUUUUGAGGCCGUGGUGAAACUGGGACUGUGACAUGCUUGCACGUCUGGCAAGACCCCCCCCCCCCCCCCCCCCCCCCACCUCUACAGUAUUUUGGAACUUGAGCAACUAUGUUCACAUCAGUGGUUAUUUAGCGCAAUUGCUUGAGUACAAAGCCAAUUUCUCCCAAUAAAGUGAGAAAUUAGCUAGCUAGUUCGCUAGCUAGCUAUACCUACACCGCAAAACCGUAUCCUCACGAAAACCUUCACUAUGAAUGUCUACGUUAAUCUUUCUAUAUUGUGAAUUUGGGUCAGCUUGACAAUUCGCUGUAGGCCGGUGCAAGGACAAUCUGUUUUCAAGUCAAUUGACGACUAUUUACACUUCUUUAUCAAAAAGCAAAACAAUUGAAUAAAAAAUAAGGACAAUGUGACCCCUCAAGUGUUGUUUAUUAAAAAUACACGUUUUAACACCACAUAUUUACAUUUAUCUACAAGGAGAUCAGAUUACACUAAACCAAAAAUCCAUUAUUUCUUAUUUACAUCAAAUCCGGUCUGUACAGUUUUAAAAUGCUCACCCCUGCGAUCGGUGCAAAAACAGAAUUUGUGCACGUACUUUGGAGGUGGAAAAUAAAGUCACAAUGAUGACAGUUCCGAUCUCUGAGGAGUGUCACCCACA
Messenger RNA from Hippocampus zosterae (dwarf seahorse), 3952 nucleotides. Its product is annotated as disintegrin and metalloproteinase domain-containing protein 10. The record is from RefSeq and is a predicted model, not a curated record. Gene Ontology annotation, cellular component: plasma membrane. Gene Ontology annotation, biological process: membrane protein ectodomain proteolysis; Notch signaling pathway. Lineage: Eukaryota; Metazoa; Chordata; Actinopteri; Syngnathiformes; Syngnathidae. Gene Ontology annotation, molecular function: metalloendopeptidase activity. The coding region runs from base 219 to 2264 and encodes 681 amino acids. The transcript has 15 exons.